CACAUCCAAACAAAAUCUCUGGUCCGACAUUGGUCUCUCUCUUUUUCUUUCUUUCUUUCUCUCUCCCUUUCCCAGCAUCUAGGGUUUGUGUUCCCACUCCCCCACAAAACCCCUUCACUCCACUCUCCAAAACCCACCAUUUUUCUUCUCACAAAUCACCCAUAAUUCCAUCUCAAGUCCCCCUAACAUUGCUAUUUUCUUUCCCAACUCUGUGUCUGUGGAAGCUUUGCUUUUUGUUUCUCUUUCUAGAGCUUAUUCUUUGUGAAUCUUACAACCCCAUUCAUGGCCAAGACCAAGCCUGGCAAAAAGGACUUGGAUUCUUACACCAUCAAGGGCACCAACAAGGUUGUUAGAGCUGGAGAUUGUGUGCUAAUGCGACCAUCAGACUCUGAUAAGCCUCCCUAUGUUGCGCGUGUGGAGAAGAUUGAGGCAGAUCAUAGGAACAAUGUGAAGGUUCGGGUGCGGUGGUAUUAUCGGCCAGAGGAGUCAAUUGGGGGGCGAAGGCAGUUCCAUGGAGCCAAGGAGCUGUUUUUGUCCGACCACUAUGAUGUGCAGAGUGCCCACACUAUAGAAGGGAAGUGCAUUGUUCACUCAUUUAAGAAUUAUACUAAGCUUGAGAAUGUUGGGGCUGAGGAUUACUUCUGUAGGUUCGAGUACAAGGCUGCAACAGGAGGGUUCACUCCCGACCGGGUUGCUGUGUAUUGUAAGUGCGAGAUGCCUUAUAAUCCGGACGACCUUAUGGUGCAGUGCGAAGGAUGCAAGGACUGGUUUCAUCCUUCUUGCAUGGGUAUGACCAUAGAAGAGGCAAAGAAAUUGGACCACUUUUUGUGUUCUGACUGUUCAUCUGAUGAUGAUCCCAAAAGAUCCUUGAACGCAUUCCCAGUAUCACCAUCUGAGGCUAAGGUGGAGCCAAAGCGCAGGAAGAGAUGACUGAUGGUCGAUGCAUAAUGAGGAGCAAUGUGGUACCUUGGUAUUUUCCAAAGCCCUAGCUCUUGGCAUCUGUGCUUCUCUCUUCCUCUUUUUCUCAUCAAUAAUGAGUGAUGCUGAGUAAAAGUAGGCCUACCCUUUCUCAGAAGUUUUAGUGAAGAGCCGUUUUCAAUGGUUUCAAUUCAUUGCCUUUAAAUUGGUCAAAUUUUUGUAGAUGCUUUAACAUUCCAUUGACUAAUAUUAAGCAUGGUUGACAAAGUAGAAUGAUAGCCUGGAAUGUUGGAGUUGAGAAGCCAUGUUACCAAGUAUGCCUAUCAAGAAAAAAAAAAAAAGUAAAAAAGAAAAAGAAGCCAUGCUACAGGGUAAAGAAAUUGGCUACACAAGUCAUGGUCAUGGGAAAAGGGUUGUCUUCUCAUGGAGCCACUCACUUGAAUCUAUGUUGUUUUCUCUGAUGAAUUCAUUGUAUUAUAUGUAAGGGUAGUAAUUUGUGUUGGUGGGUUGUUUUUGUGUUCUGCUAUACCUAUUCAUUUAAAUGGGUUAAUUCAAACACGAUACAAAUAA
Messenger RNA from Vitis riparia (riverbank grape), 1488 nucleotides. RefSeq names its product chromatin remodeling protein EBS-like. Gene Ontology annotation, molecular function: chromatin binding. Bases 283 to 930 code for a protein of 215 amino acids. The transcript is spliced from 6 exons. The record is from RefSeq and is a predicted model, not a curated record. Lineage: Eukaryota; Viridiplantae; Streptophyta; Magnoliopsida; Vitales; Vitaceae.